AUGUCAGAUAAUCAAGAACCAAUCUUGGCGAAGGAGGAGAGUGUGGCAGGUAUUCCAUCACCACUCCUGAAGCUUAAAAGCUGGCAAUGGUGGCUUCUUGUGUUCAUCAACAUCUUCUUUCUCAUUGGUGGUCAAGCUGCUUCAGUCCUUCUUGGUAGGUUUUACUAUGAUCAAGGUGGAAACAGCAAAUGGAUGGCUACUCUUGUUCAGACCGCUGCUUUUCCCAUCCUUUAUAUUCCGCUUUUGCUUCUUCCUUCACAGCCUUCUAGUUGUUCCCUCAAAGUCAUUGUCUUGAUCUACGUUCUGCUCGGUGUCAUCAUUGCCGGAGACAACAUGUUAUACUCUGUUGGACUUCUUUACCUCUCUGCCUCCACUUAUUCCCUCAUUUGCGCUACUCAAUUGGCUUUCAAUGCGGUCUUCUCGUAUUUCAUCAAUUCUCAGAAGUUCACUGCUUUGAUUCUCAACUCCGUUGUUCUCCUCUCCUUCUCUGCUGCUUUGAUAGGUCUUAACGAUGAUGCAGACGCUCCUUCUGGUGUCCCCAGGUCGAAAUAUGUUAUCGGGUUUGUGUGUACGCUCGCUGCAUCCGGACUCUAUUCUCUGUUGCUCUCGCUUAUGCAAUUCUCCUUCGAGAAGAUUCUUAAGAGAGAGACGUUUUCAGUGGUUCUCGAAAUGCAAAUCUACACGUCUUUAGUGGCGACUUGUGUCUCGGUUAUUGGGCUUUUCGCUAGCGGGGAAUGGAGAACGUUGCACGGGGAAAUGGAAGGGUAUCAUAAAGGGCAAGCCUCUUAUGUACUGACUUUGGUCGGGACAGCGGUGACUUGGCAAGUGUGUUCUGUAGGAGUUGUCGGGUUGAUAUUUUUGGUUUCAUCGCUCUUCUCAAACGUCAUUAGUACGCUCUCUCUAGCUGUGACUCCUCUGGCGGCUUUGGUUGUGUUCCAUGAUAAGAUGAGUGGCACUAAGGUUAUGUCGAUGCUGAUCGCUCUUUGGGGUUUCGCUUCUUAUGUUUACCAAAAUUAUAUGGAUGACCUGAAAGUAAGACGAGCACGACAACUAGCACAAACCAGGCGGGUUGAUCCACCUUGCUGA
Arabis nemorensis is the source of this 1086-nucleotide messenger RNA. The record is from the annotation of a GenBank genome assembly. Lineage: Eukaryota; Viridiplantae; Streptophyta; Magnoliopsida; Brassicales; Brassicaceae.